Messenger RNA from Cryptomeria japonica (Japanese cedar), 1047 nucleotides. Its product is annotated as putative disease resistance protein At1g50180. Gene Ontology annotation, molecular function: ADP binding. The transcript has a single exon. The record is from RefSeq and is a predicted model, not a curated record. Gene Ontology annotation, biological process: defense response to fungus. The coding region runs from base 1 to 1047 and encodes 348 amino acids. Lineage: Eukaryota; Viridiplantae; Streptophyta; Pinopsida; Cupressales; Cupressaceae.
AUGGAAUCCGUGCUUGCAGAGGCUGUUGUUAGAAAAGUUUGCGAGAUGGUCAUCCAACAAGUGGCUAAUGGAGUAAGCAUAGUGUUGAACUUUGGGGAAGACUUUGAAGGGUUGAAGAACAGAAUAGAGGAAGUCAGUUGUGCUUUAAAUGAAGCCGAUGAAGAGAGCAGUAGACAAAAGGAGUCUGUGAAAAAAUGGCUCCACAGAGUUCGGGACAUUGCCUGGGAGGCAGAGGACAUAAUUGAAGAAUGUGCUGUGGAUUCUAUGUAUGCCACUAAUACUCAGUCCCGCACUUUCAAAUGUAAUCAAUUGAUGUAUCGCCUUCAAAUGGGUAGAAGAAUUCGAAAGAUCAAAGCUAGACUGAGCUCUGUUGUUGAAGAGGGAAACCAACUCAAUAUUGUUCGAGCUGCGGUUCCCCACAGAGAAGAAGCAGAAUCAUCAAGUAGAUCCCAAGGGCAGCAGUUUAGGAGAUCGAGCAUCCUGCCCAGCGACUUGAAUCCAGUGGGUAUACAGUCCAAGAUUGAAAGCAUGGUGAAUUUGUCGGAGAAACCCCAAUUUCCAAUCAUUGCAGCGGUUGGAAUGGGGGGGAUAGGCAAAACCUAUCUUCUUCAGCAUGUUUACAACAGUAUAAAAGGAAGGUAUGAGAUCUCUGCAUGGCUUUCAGUUUCUCAAUUCUAUUCUGUUUCCAAGUUGCAGCGAGAUUUAGCCUUUCAAUUAGAUGAAGAUUUAUUUAAGAAAAUUAAGGAGGGUGGAGUAAGUGAAGAGGCAGCAGCACAGACGAUUCAUGGGUUUAUGCUAGGGAAGAAGUGUCUUAUUGUUUUAGAUGAUGUGUGGAGGGCUACAAGAGAAGGUGACUUGCUAACCAAACUUGGCAUACCAACUGGAGAUAGUAGCCAAUCCAAAAUUCUGGUUAGCACAAAAAGCAGAGAUGUCUGCACAAAUGUCAGAGCUCAUAUUUAUGAGAUGGAAUAUUUGACAGAUGAACAGAGUUGGAGGUUGUUUUGUGCUUAUGCUUUUCCUGGAUGCGAGGGAAAUAGUGCGCCAUAG